AUGUCCAGCGAAGAUAAAAAACGCCCAGGUUCCCUAAACAAAAAUCUGAAUUCUUCACCAAACUCCGUAAUAACAAUGUGGGUAAAACUUGAGGGAAAUCCAGAUUUCGAGAAGUUCACUGUUAAUAAAAAUGAUUAUCCAGACAACCCAACCGUGCACGAUCUUAAGACGCUUCUCUGUAGAAGGUUUGAUGAACUUGCGAAUAUUAGUGAGGGAAAGUUUCAGGUAUUCACACUUUCCGAUCCCGGUAACCCCCAAGUUCUUUCCCCGAAGACUACGCUUGAAUCUUUGAGUAUCACAAAUUCAACAGAACUACUUGUUCGUUACCCAUUGUCCGACUUGAGCAGUAAGUUUACCGCAAAUAAGGGUGUAAAUAAGGGCGAGUGUUGCAUUCCACAUUCUAGUGGUUCUUUUAGCUUAUUACGAGAAUGUGUCAAGACAGAGUUCAACGAAAAGUUAGAAAAUAUACCAACGAAAAAUCUUUAUUUUGAAUAUUAUGAAGAUAAGAUUCUUAAAGAACAAGUCAGGAAUGAGUUUCAUUUUAAUUCACUAGUGAAUAAAAUAAAGCGAAAUGACAAAAAUGAACUUAUUAUCAACUACUUUAAAGUUCAAGUCAAAGAUCAAAAGCCAUACGGUGAUUGGAAAAUGAAAGAGAUCUCCAGGAUUUACGAUCAUGCAUUCGAGUCUAGUGAAAUGAUAGAUAAAUUCAGAAUAGAAGAUCUUCCUGAGUUAUCCGCGCAUUUUAGUAAUGAAGAAUUACAAUGCUUUUUCGACGACCUCAAGAGAAAAUUAUAUGCAUUUCAAGUGAUUUCCUCUAAUGAAGCUACAUGUCGCGAGUAUAUAUCAAUAUUUUUGACCUGGGCAGUCAACCAUAUCAGAAAGCAUAUUGAUAAUACGGCUCGAUUGGCUGUAAAAAUAGAAGUUAAUGGAAGCCACGGAUAUGGUAGUUUUGAUUAUGCAAUUUUUAUACGAUACAUUCUUGCCUUAGUAACUGAAGCUAAAGUGAUGGAUAUGGAAAAAGGUAUCACCCAAAACUUGGCGCAGAUCUACAGUGCAGUUGAAAAAAACCAAGAAAUAUUAGGAAACAAGCGAAAAUUCGAUCAAACAGGUUUGGAUAAUUAUCCUGAAGUAAUAUUUGGAAUCGUAACAUCAGGAACCAUUUGGCGAUUUAUCCGUGUGUCUGGUCCACUAAAAUCUCUAAAAGUCGAAAUUACUGCAGAAUACAAUUCUGGACUUACAUCGACCAUCGAAAUUAUGAACUAUGAUUACGCAAAAGAAGUGCUUUGCUGUAUUGCGCGGGUGUUACAAGCGCAAGUUGUAAAUG
Messenger RNA from Racocetra persica, 1324 nucleotides. NCBI's taxonomy places the organism in Eukaryota, Fungi, Glomeromycota, Glomeromycetes, Diversisporales, Gigasporaceae. The record is from the annotation of a GenBank genome assembly.